Molecule: messenger RNA, 742 nt
Organism: Cariama cristata (Red-legged seriema)
Lineage: Eukaryota; Metazoa; Chordata; Aves; Cariamiformes; Cariamidae
Gene: NAPG
Product: N-ethylmaleimide-sensitive factor attachment protein, gamma
Exons: 5
Coding region: 25-504 (159 amino acids)
Biological process (GO): intracellular protein transport
Cellular component (GO): SNARE complex; vacuolar membrane
Molecular function (GO): syntaxin binding; soluble NSF attachment protein activity
Source: RefSeq, a predicted model, not a curated record
GAACGUUUACGGCAGGCAUUAGAAAUGCUAGGCAAGGCAUCAAGACUUCUAGUCAGAGGACGCAGACUAGAUGAGGCUGCAUUGUCUCUUCAAAAGGAAAAAAGUAUUUAUAAGGAAAUUGAAAAUUACCCAACAUGCUAUAAGAAAACUAUUGCUCAAGUCUUAGUUCAUCUUCACAGAAAUGAUUAUGUUGCCGCAGAAAGAUGUGUGAGGGAAAGCUAUAGUAUACCAGGAUUUAAUGGGAGUGAAGACUGUGCAGCUCUAGAGCAACUUUUAGAAGGGUAUGACCAGCAAGAUCAGGAUCAAGUUUCUGAAGUCUGUAAUUUGCCACUCUUCAAAUACAUGGACAAUGAUUAUGCCAAGCUUGGUCUUACCUUGGUGGUCCCAGGAGGUGGAAUCAAGAAGAAAUCGCCAAACACUGCACAAGACAAAGCAAGAGGACCAGCUGCAGUGGGCUCUCAUGCUGACGAGGAAGAGGAUGAAUAUUCUGGUGGACUAUGCUAGCUGCAGACAUAGGUUGUCUUAAAUAUCUGACUUAUUUGUGAUGUUGAGCAUAUCCAAAGGUACCAGACUUACCAGAGCUUCAUUGCAAUUGUGUUAUGGGAAUGCUAAUAUUAACUUGGCAGCUUCUGGGUACAAUACAGGAGAAAAAGCAUGAUUGUACCUAUCAUCUUGAAACAUCUUUGGGCUUCAUUUCUUACCUGGUAGGAAUUUCCUCAGGGCUCUGCCUUCAGUUGACGGG